This is a messenger RNA of Cutaneotrichosporon oleaginosum, 1071 nucleotides long. RefSeq lists its product as uncharacterized. Gene Ontology annotation, cellular component: endoplasmic reticulum membrane. Gene Ontology annotation, molecular function: sphingolipid delta-4 desaturase activity; iron ion binding. The record is from RefSeq and is a predicted model, not a curated record. Gene Ontology annotation, biological process: sphingolipid biosynthetic process. Lineage: Eukaryota; Fungi; Basidiomycota; Tremellomycetes; Trichosporonales; Trichosporonaceae.
CCCCCCCCCAACCCCACAUCCCAUCAUGCACACCUUCCCGACCCACCUCAUCGAUCGGUUGCCGACGAUGGCGGCGUCGCACAACGCGUCCCUCCUCGCAGCCAUCACUCCCACAACCCUCGACCCACCCUUCUAUUUCUCCCCACGACAGCACCUCUUUGACUGGAUCACGGACCGCAAUCUGUCGCUGCUAGCACCGAUCGCGAUCUAUUGGGUCCUCUCGACAAUCUUCCACAUUCUUGACACACUCGAAUUGCCCUACUUCGAGCGGCAUCGUAUCCACCCCAGCACUGAGGUCACCAAGCGCAACCGCGCCGGCUUUUGGCAGGUGAUCAACGCCGUCAUUUUCCAGCAGGUAGUGCAAACUGUGCUCGGGUUGAUUGUGCUUGACUCGGACGAGACCCUCCUCCGCACCGAGGUCCUCAAGGACCACCUUGCCUCCAUGGAAUGGCUCGCACCUCGAGUUGCCGACCUGACCUUCCUCUUCCUCGGCAAGACUGUGGGCAUGUCGAUUCUCGAAGCUUACGGCGCCCGUCUCGUCAACUUUGCGUAUUGGUGGGCGAUCCCAGCUCUCCAGCUGUUCGCAGGCUUCUGUGUCAUCGACACUUGGCAGUACUGGCUGCACCGCACAAUGCACGUCUACCCCUGGCUCUACAAGCAGUUUCACUCGCACCACCACCGGUUGUACGUGCCAUUCGCCUUUGGCGCGCUUUACAACCACCCAGUGGAGGGACUGCUGCUCGACUCGCUCGGUGCGGCCAUCGCGCACAUGGUGACGUUCAUGACCAUCCGCCAGGCGAGCCUCCUCUUUUUCCUCAGCUCGUGGAAGACUGUCGACGACCACUGCGGCUACAAGCUCUGGUGGGAUCCAUGCCAGCUGUUCUUCAACAACAAUGCCGACUACCACGACAUCCACCACCAGAGCUACGGCAUCAAGGCCAACUUUGCCCAGCCCUUCUUCACCAACUGGGACUACUUCCUCGGCACCCAGAUGACGCGUGAACAGGCGGAGAAGCGCCACGCCGAGGCGAAGGCGCGCGCAGCAAAGAGCCAGUAAUGUAUUGUAGCCAG